Molecule: messenger RNA, 3791 nt
Organism: Ceratitis capitata (Mediterranean fruit fly)
Lineage: Eukaryota; Metazoa; Arthropoda; Insecta; Diptera; Tephritidae
Gene: CCHa2-R
Product: neuropeptide CCHamide-2 receptor
Exons: 9
Coding region: 1970-3517 (515 amino acids)
Biological process (GO): G protein-coupled receptor signaling pathway
Cellular component (GO): membrane
Molecular function (GO): G protein-coupled peptide receptor activity
Source: RefSeq, a predicted model, not a curated record
UUGAGCGUAACAGUUGUUUUUUUGUCAAAAAUUAAAUAAAAUAUGUCAGUUUACAAGACGUGCGUUGUCUAAUUAAAAUACUUUACAUAUGAAGUCAAGAAGAUGCGCACCGCGUAACAGCGAAAAACGAAUGAAUGUCAAUAAGUCAUAAAUAAGCAGGUUUCAGAGUAUGAAUGAACUUGAACUCAAGGAAGGAAAAAAUGUUGCGAACAAACCAAGUUCAAGUUUCUAGAUUUAAAGGGCGUCAAUUCGCGACAAUACAUACAUAUCUACGUAGACCCAUCCGCACGCUAAGCUCAUUUGUAUGCAAGAUAUUUGGGUGAGAACGUGUAAUAUACUCGCGCACACAUAUGGAUUUUGGCGAAUGCCUCCCAGCCAUAGCAACCUACCUUAAGAGAGCGCCAGAGGUGGAGCAGAAAUGGGUUGGCCUGUGUGCGGUGACAGUGUGAAACCCCAGCAAACGAGCAAAGGUCGCUUAGCAAAACCAGAUAACCGUAAAAAGUGGGCGAUAUAAUUGCAUAAAGGAAGCCAAAACUGCGCGUGCUGCCGCCAAUGUGCUUGUUGGUCACUGUACUGUGCGCAGAUCAAUUUUAUUUGUCUCCAUUGUUGGGCGUUUAAACUUUUCCAGCAGCCAUGCUUCCACAUUGAAAAUCAAAAGACGCGCCAAAGUGGCACUUACUUACCCAAAAUUUGAAGCCGUGAAUGUAAAAGCCAUAGCUUUCAGCUACUAACGCUACAUUUGCUAGCAGAAACAACCUGCUUAAGCGUCAAGGCAAUGGAGUCCACCACGUGCACCGCGUGAUUUUUGGCUCUCUUCUUCACCUUCAUCUUCCCUUUAUCAUUACAAUUUUUGUUCCACAUAUUACGCUGUAGACAACGUCCACAGUUCACCAGCCCCUGCUGCUGCUGCUGCUGCUGCGACUGAGACGAUUUAUGAUUUGUUUAUAUGAGAAAUUGUUGCUUUUUGCAUGUUUUCCCUUUCUUUUCAUCGCAAGUUUCGCCUACUGUGUUGCCUCUGUUGUUUUCGGAAUGUAAGGCAAUCGUGCGUCGAUUGGUAAACGCUUUCCUUUACUAUGAACUUGAGCCACAAACAUUUAGUCCUUCGCGCGGUUUCGCAGUCAUCAGACGUGUUUGAACUCCUUAAACGCAAAACAAAAACGGUUGAUUGAUAAGUGGUAGAAACUAAUGAUCAGAAGGAUUCGCAGAAGAGGAAGUGAUAUAUAAUUUUACUAAUGGAAAAAUAAAAAAAAUUCACUCUUUUUUAAUGCUGAUUAAAGCAUAUAAAGAUUGAAAAUUAAUGCUAUUAUAUUAAAAUAAAAAUAAAAGUCAAAUUUUGUAAAAACUAUAUAAUGCUUCAAAUAGUGCAAAGUCCGAUAAAGUGUAAAAAAACACAUAUAGUCUCAAAAGUGUGCUAUUCUUUUCAAGCAUAAAUUCAAUACGAAAAGUUGUUUAAAAUGGAAAUAGAGUGGAAAUAAAAUAUUACAUUGCAUGAAAAGUACAACAAAUUACCACAAUUAAUAACUAGAUUUACAAAUAAUUCCUUAACUCCAAAUCUCCGGAAUUUGUUAGUAGAAAUUUCGGAACAAAACAUACCACACAUCUCGGGGAUUACGUACGCGCUGCUUUCGUGCAUAAACGACGCUAAACAAUGUAAGCUGUGACUUAAACACACAUUCCCCGAAGCAAAAACAACAAAUCAGAAUAGCAAGUUAAGGAAAACGUCACCAAAAUGUACGCCAUUAUGCGACCGCCCAGCGCAUAGUAAAAAGAAUCCACUCGACAUAUUUUCGGCAUCAGAACGGAGUUACAGCACAUCCUUCAUAAAGGCAAAUCAUCCGUCAAAGCUGUGCUAUUGAGCCACACUAAGGAACUGUAUCAGCGAGUAGCUGCGCGUAAAGCCGUUAACCGCUAAGUAGCCUAAAAAGUAAACAGCAGCAACGCAUUCAUCGCCAAUCACCAAAUCAUCGGUAUGCUCAUCUCACAACCAGCAACGACAUAUCUUGGACCCACAUUACCCUAUGCGCCACACGCCUCGUCCACAACGUCACGUACGACAAAUUACAUAGAUGUUGCUAGCCAAGCGUUGGCGGCUGCGGUAGACAGCACAGCGACGUUGGCGGUAUUCAGCAGUAUUGGCGACGGUUUGCGCAAUCGGAGCGGCGACGGCGGUGAGCCAGCAGCGGUUAGCGGUGGCAGUGAUGAAAUGACGGACAUCGAUGCCGCGUCAGACUAUGUGCCCCCCGAGCAACGACCUGAAACUUACAUUAUCACCGUGCUCUUUGCGCUCAUCUUCAUUGUUGGCGUUUUAGGCAAUGGCACUUUGGUGAUAAUAUUCUUUCGGCAUCGCUCCAUGCGCAACAUUCCCAACACCUACAUACUGUCGUUGGCAUUGGCCGAUCUGCUCGUCAUUGUCAUUUGUGUGCCGUUGGCCGGCAUCGUCUAUACACAGGAGAUGUGGAAAUUUGGCGCCGAGAUGUGCCGCGUGAGUGAGUGCUUCAAAGACAUUUCCAUUGGCGUUUCGGUAUUUACACUGACCGCCCUGUCUGGCGAGCGCUAUUGUGCCAUUGUAAAUCCGUUGCGUAAAUUACAGACGAAGCCUUUGACUGUCUUCACCGCCAGCAUGAUCUGGCUGUUGGCCAUUCUACUGGCGACGCCAUCGUUUGUCGUCUCUGACCUGCAGGAGAUAGAGAUACCACCCACCAAAGGCCAUGAUAAUUUGACAAUUAUCAUCUGCUCACCAUUUGGACGCAAUCGUCCUAAUUUAGAUUCCUACGCCAGAUAUACCGUCAUUUGCAAGGCAUUCAUCUAUUAUCUCUUGCCACUAUCCAUCAUCGGCGCCCUCUACAUACUCAUGGCCAAGCGUUUGCACACGAGUGCACGUGAAAUGCCUGGCGAGGCGUUGGGCAUGCAAAGCCGGUCGCAGGCGCGAGCUCGUCGUCACGUGGCGCGAAUGGUGGUCGCCUUUGUUGUGAUAUUCUUCGUCUGCUUCUUUCCUUAUCACUUGUUCGAAUUGUGGUUCCACUUAAAUCCGACAGCUAAAGAGGACUUUGAUGAUUUCUGGCAUGCAAUUCGGAUAAUUGGAUUCUGCGCAAGCUUUCUACAUUCCUGCGUCAAUCCUGUCGCUCUGUACUGUGUCUCCGGCGUCUUCCGGCAGCACUUCAAUCGGUAUUUAUGUUGCCUCUGCAUUAAGCGACAACCGCGGAUACGACAACAUUCCACCGCGACGGGCGUCAUGGACACCAGCAUCAUGUCGAUGCGUCGGUCCACGCUCAGCAAUUAUAAUCGCGCUUCGUUGCAUAUGAACAAUAACCGGGGCGGCAGCGGAGGCUGCAAUGGAGGCGGCAGUGUAGGCGGUGGUGGCAGUGGUGGCGGUGGUGGUUUCCACAGACAGACCUCCAUGCAGUUGCAUCAUAGUGUCGCCAAACAAAAGAACGACACUGGUAGCGUUGUAGGCAGCGUAGGAGCUUGUGGACCCGGCGAAAAGAGAUAUUCCUUGGAUAGCUUGGAGCGUUAUUAAGUCGUUGGCAUUGCGAUUCUCUGUACUCGCUCGCUCGGCGGCUUUUGUGGCUCACCAGCGAUUUUACGAAUCAGUGCAGUAGCAGCUUGCGAGCUAUGCAAUUAUAAAGUCAACAUAAAUAUAUUUCAUUGUCAUAUCAAGGUACUCGUAUAUACGUACGUAUAUAUAUCUGCAUGAGCGGCCGCACCAGCUCAGCUCUAUUCAAGGCGUUAUCAGGAUUUGGGAAAUGUAAAGUAAAGUAAAUGCAAAAUAUAUGCCAGAAGUUUUUAUAUGU